This is a messenger RNA of Bombus pyrosoma, 1643 nucleotides long. It is a transcript of the gene Gbeta76C, whose product is annotated as guanine nucleotide-binding protein subunit beta-2. Gene Ontology annotation, cellular component: cytoplasm; heterotrimeric G-protein complex. Gene Ontology annotation, molecular function: signaling receptor complex adaptor activity; protein binding. The coding region runs from base 93 to 1133 and encodes 346 amino acids. The record is from RefSeq and is a predicted model, not a curated record. Lineage: Eukaryota; Metazoa; Arthropoda; Insecta; Hymenoptera; Apidae. Gene Ontology annotation, biological process: G protein-coupled receptor signaling pathway. The transcript is spliced from 6 exons.
AAUUUGUUCGCAGUAUCCAUACACCUAUCAUCGUCGGUGUUUCAUCCUCAGAGCCACAGUAGUUUUGAAAUAAAGCAACACUAGACCAAACAAUGGGGAAGGAUGACGCGGAAACGGUAGCUUUGAAAAAAGAGCUGGAAGAUUUAAUCAACAAAUGCAAGGAAGAUCAAAAGAAACAACAAGAUACAACUUUGGAAGAAGCAUGUAGUAGUGUACCGGAUGCACCGAAAGUUAAAUUAUCUACAAAAAAGUUACUAAAGGGACAUAUCAACAAAGUGAAUUCGGUACAUUAUAGCGGUGAUAGUAGGCAUUGCGUGACUGGUUCACUAGACGGAAAAUUGAUCAUUUGGGACUCGUGGACUGGAAAUAAAGUUCAGGUAAUUCCAUUACGUUCAGCAUGGGUCAUGUCGGUAGCUUUUGCACCCUCGGGAAACUUCGUUGCUUGCGGUGGUAUGGACAAUAUGUGCACUAUCUAUGAUGUAAACAAUCGUGACGCCACAGGAUCGGCUAAAAUCGUUCGAGAAUUACUAGGAUACGAAGGUUUCCUCUCAUCCUGCAGAUUCUUGGAGGACAAAAAGAUUAUCACUGGAUCUGGUGACAUGAAAAUUUGUAUAUGGGAUUUGGAAGCAAACAAGAAAACUACCGACUUUUGCGCGCAUGCUGGAGAUGUGGUUAGUAUUAGUUUAUCUCCAGACGUAAAUACGUAUAUUACCGGAUCGGUGGACAGAACAUGUAAACUAUGGGAUAUAAGAGAGCAGACUGCAAAGCAAACUUUCUUUGGACACGGAUCUGACGUAAACUCAGUUUGUUAUCAUCCUUCGGGACAAGCUUUUGUAACGGCAUCAGAAGAUAAAACGGCAAGACUGUGGGACUUAAGAUCAGAUCAGCAGUUAGCUACAUUUAAGCCUCCCAAUUCAAACCCCGGAUUCACAAGUUGCGGUUUAUCUUUUAGCGGAAGAUUCAUAUUCUGUGGAAGCGAUGACAACUCCAUUCACAUAUGGGAUACAUUGAAGAAUCAACAUAAUGGUGUUUUAACUGGUCAUGAAAACCGGGUAACAUCGCUCAGCGUUUCUGGAAAUGGUAUGGCUGUUGCUAGUUGCUCCUGGGACCAAAAUGUUCGAAUUUGGGUGUAGAACUUAAAAAAAGAGUAUUACUGUCCAAUAAUAUUGAAGAAAAAUGGAGCAAAAAUAAAAGAGAAAGGGCUUAUUUUUUGUUGAAAUGUUCUCCGCUCAUAUUUUACGACUGUCAUCAAAAUGUUGAUACACGAAAAAGUAGGUCUACGCUUUUACAGAAAGAUUGCAGAACUACUCUAUAUUAUACGCAUUAAAUUAAAUGCUUACUUAAAUGAUGUACCAUAAAAAUAUAUAUAUCAUUUUAAGUAUAAAUAUCCGUAAUAUACAUCGGAAAUUAUUGAAGCUUAAAAAAUUCGUAAUAAUUUUAUUCUUUCCCAAUUAGAAAGUAAUUAUAAAGUAAGUAAGCAAUUAAUAUUAGGAGAAAAGAAUAAAAUAAUGGUAACAAAUUGAAUGAACUGUUUGUGAAAGAUAGACACAUUCGUCGUUUUCUUGCCACUUAUAUUAUUUGUAUGCAUUUAUAAAUAGUGCACAUGAUAUCCACAAAGAAAAAUUACAAUUCUAAACAGCGUA